AUGGCUAGAAAAACGUUCAAGACCAUAGAAGCAGAUGUGGAUGCCGGCACACAUGAUGAUCGACUUUACAACAAGGCGUUUGAGGGCUUUAGAGCCAGCUUGAGAAAUACCCUCUUACCUCUUGUUCGCCACGAAACUCCCAUAUUGGCCUCCAUGCAGAAAUCAAUCCGCACACCUGGUUUAGAUCGAUAUUUUGUUUGGACAGCUAAUUUGGGUACGCAUACAUUUUUCAUGAUCUUCCUGCCAAUCUUGAUUUGGUUCGGCAAUGCAGAGCUUGGUAGAAAUGUUGCAUUUCUAGCAGCUUCCGGUGUGUUUUGGUCCGGAUUUGUCAAGGAUUUCUUGUGUCUUCCUCGGCCCCUAUCGCCACCAGUGCAUCGAUUGACCAUGUCGCCUUCCGUUGCUCUGGAAUAUGGAUUUCCCUCAACACAUUCGACUAAUUCAGUCUCAGUAGCCUUGUUCUUGAUGUCAAUGGCAUGUGAAAAGCUCGCCCCUGAGUCACCUGCUCGUUUAAUCAGUGUCAUUGCAUGUACAUUUUACGCUGUGAGUGUUGUGUUUGGCAGAGUCUAUUGCGGCAUGCACACAGUGACAGAUUGUAUUGGUGGAUCCAUUUUAGCUUAUUUGGUUUACCUGGCUCAAUGGACGUUUAAGGAUCAAUUCAACGCAUUAUUCACAAGCCAAUCAUACUGGGUGUUCAUGGCGAUUCCCAUCUGCUUAAUGCUUGUCUCCCUCCACCCUGAUCCCAUGGAGAGAUGUCCUUGUUUUGAAGACAGUGUUUGCUUUAUGGGUGUGUUGAUUGGACUAAUGCCAGGAAGUUGGCUGUGUAACCAGACAGACUUUUGUUACACUGGGUUGUCUUCAUCUGUUUUAUCAACACACAUUGGCAUCAUGGGUGCCUUGUUUUUGCUAGUCAAGUUAGUCGCUGGCGUCGCUUGUCUGUUCAUUUGGCGCAUCGGUUGCAAGAAAGUCUGCUAUUACAUUUUGCCUCCAAUUUAUAGAGUAUUCAACCUUCCUCACCGCAAGUUUGAAAUUGGAGCCAGAACAUACAAAAGUUUGCGCAGAGAAAGCAUCCACCCUGUCCCCUCUGUCUUGGAUUUCCAAUCCAUCACUGGCAACAUGGAGGACCAUGAGCAUGUGGGUAUCCAAUCUGCUAUUGAUCUGAGAGAAGCUCAGGAUCAAAAAUUGUCUUAUCGUGGUGGUGGUGGUGGUGGUGGUGUCAAGGAAGAGAUGCCCAUCUCAACAUUUGCCAACGACAAGGAGGCGUUUGAUCCCACUUCACUCUUAAUCGUCGAGGAUGCUCCACUUAGAUAUGAUGUGGACAUUGUCACCAAAUUGAUCGUAUACGCUGGCAUUGGAUUUGUUGCCGUGUAUGUGGUCCCAAUGUUGUUUCAACUAAUGUCCCAGUUUACUGUAUAA
Messenger RNA from Mucor velutinosus, 1413 nucleotides. RefSeq lists its product as uncharacterized. Gene Ontology annotation, cellular component: endoplasmic reticulum membrane. Gene Ontology annotation, molecular function: sphingosine-1-phosphate phosphatase activity. The transcript is spliced from 9 exons. Lineage: Eukaryota; Fungi; Mucoromycota; Mucoromycetes; Mucorales; Mucoraceae. The record is from RefSeq and is a predicted model, not a curated record. Bases 1 to 1413 code for a protein of 470 amino acids.